CCGCCGCCACCGUCGCGCCACCUCCUGCCUCGGGCAGGGCCUUCGCCAGCCGCCGCGUUGCCCUCGCCCGCCGUUCUGCUGUCCUGGUAAAGUUGCUAGAAGAAAGGUUUUUUCAAUCAACAGUGGUGCGUCAGUGCAACCUGCAAAAGAGAAUCAGUUUGUGUACCAAAUGAUCUGUAAUGCUACCCAAUUACAUCAGGGACCAAAUAUUUCCCAGGACUAAGUAAAAUUUUUGUAACAAAAUGUGCUAUGUAUUAAUGGGAUAUUUAAAAUACUUCAAGAUCUUAUUUCUACAAAAAUGCUGGUGGAUGUCAACAUGGCUUAGAUAAAGUACUUCCCUCUGGAAAGAUAUUUUGUGUGCUGCCGUAAGACUCACUAACUCCAUUUGUGGCAGUGGCAAAGUAACACAACUAUCAAGAUGACAGACCCUAUGAUGGAUUUUUUUGAUGAUGCCAAUCUUUUUAGCGAUACUUUGGAAGGCUUAUCUGAUGAUGCCUUUGUACAAACUGGGCCUGUUUCUCUGGUUGAUGAGUUGAACUUGGGCGCAGAGUUUGAGCCUUUGCAGAUCGAUGCUUUGAACCACGUGCAGGAGACACAAACUCAGCAAAAGAUGAACGAUUACGAACAUCUCAACCAGUAUGACUCCCUGAAACUGCAAGUCAGCCAGUCGUUCAGUAGCCCGGUCGAAAACGUUUUAUCCCCGCAUUCUGACUUCAGUUGCUCUCCUGUCCAUCCACAAACUCAAACGAAUGGAUUGUUUCCUGACGAUGUAGCAGAUGGGAGUCCGAUGUGGGGCCACCAAACCUCGAGCAGCGUUUCUAACCAGAACGGAUCUCCGUUCCAUCAAGGACCCACGCCGUCUAUGCAGCAAAAUAAAAGCUUUGUAGCACACCACAGUUUUGCCUUAUUUCAGGCCAGCGAACCGCAUCAUCCGUGUGCCUCAUUGCAGUUACCGCAAAGCAUGAAUGCAGGAGAGAACACGCGGAAUCAGCCUGAUGGUUUCAUGGAGGUGAAUGCGCCUGUUUCACAUAGAACUAACAUUCCCCAUCCCUCCCAAGCUGUUGACGUAUCCAAAUCGCAGCAGUCUAUCUCUAUGCCAUCCUUUUCCCAGAGUAGGAAUAACUCGCCCCACUUUUGUGGAAAUCAAGAAGGAAGCUACGACGGGCCCUCUCCUGCGAUCACGUCAUGCUCUAUUAACACACAGUUUUCUCCUCCUUUUCCCUACAAUAGCAACCAGAUCUCUCCUUCCAGUCUUCUUCAAUCUACCGCAGCUCUUUCUGUCAGCCAGCAAGCUCACCCUCUGCCUGACUUUUCCGGAAGCGAUGCCUUUGCAACUCGAAGAGGGACCAAACAAGAAGAUUCAGACAGCCUCCUCAAUUCAAGUACGUCUCUGGCUUCAAAUAAUUUCCACGUGUUGCAUUCAGCACAACCUCAGGGCACCUUCAGUAGUUCAAAACUAUCCGCGGUGAACAUGAAUUUUUCUACCCCUCCUGGUUCUGGUCCCCAGCUAAGCCACUUUAGCGAUCCCAUAGAGGGCAAUGGUUUUCCGUCUCUGGAUGAGAAUUUGCUCCGUCAGGUGGAGUCUCAGAGUGCAUCAUUUUCAGAACUCGACCCAGAAGCCCUUCUCCAGGAAGAUCUCCUUCCCCAGUUUGAUGAAACUGCCUUUGUUCAGGACGCCCCGAGUAAUGAUUUAGAACAUCACCUGGAACAGCGCCUUGUCCCACAAACCAACCUUCUUCAGACUCCACCUCAAAACUGCAACCAUCCUUGGUAUCCUCCUGGUUCUAAUCUACAUCAGCCAGAGCAGAAGAACGUCAGUGCUGAAGCCCAGCCCCCCUCUGCCAAGAAAGCAGAUGGUUCCGGGGUACACACUAAGCUGCAGAAUACCCAGGUGAAAUCAAUGCUCGAGAAGAAACAGAAGAAAAAAGUGGAAUCCGAAAGCAAGCAGGAGAAAGCCAAUCGCAUCAUAUCCGAGGCGAUAGCCAAAGCAAAAGAGAGAGGGGAGAGAAACAUCCCGAGAGUCAUGAGUCCAGAAAACUUCCCAAGUGUUUCGGCAGAGGGGAGAGAAGAAAAAAAAGGGAGAAAAGCUAAAUCCAAACCAAAAGACAAAGAAAGCAGGAAGGCCAAAACUGGCUCUUCCAAAACUAAAGAGAGGGCAAAAAUCAGCAAGCUUAUCAUCACACUGGGUAAAAAACAGAAGAGAAAAAAUGAUUCCUCAGAUGAAAUGUCAGAUGCUAAACAGACAACUCGGCAACCCUUCAAAAAUGAAAAUUCACAGAAGAGAAGAUCGAAUCGACAAGUUAAAAGGAAGAAAUAUGCCGAAGAAGGCGAAGGAAAGCAAUCUGAGGAAGAAACCAAAGUUUCUGUAAAAAUAAAAAAAAAUUCUACUCCUUUGCCGGCUGAGCAACCUUUACAAUUAUUUGUAGAGAAUCCAAGUGAAGAAGAUGCAGCAAUUGUAGAUAAAAUUUUAUCCUCCAGAAUUAGAAAAAAAGAAAUUCCUGGGACCGUGUCAGUAGAAGCAGAAGAAUUUUUUGUUAAAUACAAAAACUACUCCUACCUCCACUGUGAAUGGGCCACAGAGCAGCAGCUUUUAAAGGACAAAAGAAUCCAGCAGAAAAUCAAGCGUUUCAAGCUGAGGCAAGCACAGAGAGCCCAUUUUUUUGCAGAUAUGGAGGAAGAACCUUUUAAUCCUGAUUAUAUUGAAGUAGACCGGGUUUUAGAAGUCUCCUUUUGUGAAGAUAAAGACACUGGAGAGCAUGUUACUUACUAUUUAGUAAAGUGGUGCUCCUUGCCAUAUGAAGACAGCACUUGGGAAUUGAAAGAAGAUGUAGACCAAGGAAAAAUAGAAGAAUUUGAACAGCUGCAAGCUUUAAAACUUGAUUCAAGACGAUUGGAUCGCCCUCCACCUAAUUCAUGGAAGAAAAUAGAACAGUCCAGGGAAUAUAAAAAUGGCAACCAACUCAGGGAAUACCAAUUAGAAGGUCUCAACUGGCUUCUUUUCAAUUGGUACAACAGACAAAACUGCAUUUUAGCAGAUGAAAUGGGCCUUGGCAAAACCAUCCAGUCGAUAACAUUCCUCUAUGAAAUCCUUCUGAAUGGUAUAAGAGGACCCUUCUUGAUCAUUGCUCCCCUUUCAACCAUCACCAACUGGGAGAGGGAGUUCCGCACCUGGGCCGAUCUGAAUGUUGUCGUCUAUCACGGAAGCAUGAUUAGUAGGCAAAUGAUACAGCGCUAUGAGAUGUAUUUCAGGGAUUCGCAGGGCCGCAUCAUUAGGGAUACCUACAAGUUUCAGGCCAUUAUCACCACUUUCGAAAUGAUUCUUGGGGGCUGUCCCGAACUCAAUGCAAUUGAAUGGCGUUGUGUUAUCAUUGAUGAAGCACACCGAUUGAAGAAUAGAAACUGCAAACUUCUGGAGGGACUCAAACUCAUGAAUCUUGAGCAUAAGGUGCUAUUGACUGGCACACCACUGCAAAACACUGUAGAAGAAUUAUUCAGCCUUCUUCACUUCCUUGAACCUCUGCGAUUCCCAGCUGAAUCUACAUUCAUGCAGGAAUUUGGAGACCUUAAAACGGAGGAACAGGUGCAAAAGUUGCAAGCUAUUCUGAAACCGAUGAUGCUAAGAAGACUGAAAGAAGAUGUAGAGAAGAAAUUGGCUCCCAAGCAGGAAACCAUUAUUGAAGUGGAGUUAACAAAUAUCCAGAAGAAAUACUAUCGAGCUAUUUUAGAGAAAAACUUUGCAUUUUUGUCCAAAGGGGCAGGGCAAGCUAACGUGCCCAACUUAGUUAAUACCAUGAUGGAACUCAGGAAAUGCUGCAAUCACCCAUAUCUUAUCAAAGGAGCUGAGGAAAAAAUCUUAGGAGAAUUUAGGGAAACCUAUAGUCCGAGUGCUCCUGAUUUUCACCUACAAGCAAUGAUCCAGUCUGCUGGGAAACUAGUCCUCAUUGAUAAACUUCUUCCAAAAAUGAAAGCGGGAGGCCACAAGGUGCUUAUCUUUUCUCAGAUGGUCCGCUGCCUUGAUAUCCUGGAAGAUUACUUAAUACAUAAAAGGUAUCUGUAUGAGCGAAUCGAUGGGCGAGUGAGAGGAAACUUACGUCAGGCUGCCAUCGAUCGAUUCAGCAAACCGGAUUCUGACCGGUUUGUUUUCCUUCUCUGUACCAGAGCUGGCGGAUUAGGCAUAAAUUUAACAGCAGCUGACACUUGUAUAAUUUUCGAUUCAGACUGGAAUCCUCAGAAUGAUUUGCAGGCUCAAGCUCGUUGUCAUAGGAUUGGCCAAAACAAGGCAGUGAAAGUCUACAGGCUGAUCACAAGAAACUCCUACGAGAGAGAGAUGUUUGACAGAGCCAGCCUAAAGCUCGGCUUAGAUAAAGCUGUCUUGCAGAGCAUGAGCGGCCGAGAAAACAGCGUUGGCGGUAUCCAGCAACUUUCCAAAAAGGAAAUUGAAGACUUGCUUCGAAGAGGUGCGUAUGGCGCCAUUAUGGAUGAAGAGGAUGAAGGCUCUAAGUUCUGUGAAGAAGAUAUCGAUCAAAUCUUGCAACGCCGCACAAAAACAAUCACAAUUGAAUCUGAAGGGAGAGGCUCUACUUUCGCUAAGGCUAGUUUUGUUGCAUCUGGAAACAGAACAGAUAUUUCAUUAGAUGACCCCAACUUCUGGCAGAAAUGGGCCAAAAAAGCUGAAAUAGACAUAGAUGCCAUCAGUGGUAGAAAUAGCUUGGUUAUUGACACCCCAAGAAUUAGGAAGCAAACAAGACCUUUUAAUGCUACGAAAGAUGAACUCGCUGAGUUGUCUGACAUUGAAAGUGAAGGAGAGGAUAAACCAAAACUCAGAAGACCUUGUGAUCGCUCCAGUGGAUAUGGGAGAACAGAAUGCUUUAGGGUUGAAAAAAACCUGCUAGUUUAUGGGUGGGGUCGUUGGAGAGAAAUUUUAUCGCAUGGGCGCUUCAAGAGGCAGCUAAACGAACAAGAUGUGGAGAUAAUUUGCCGAGCCCUCCUAGCCUAUUGCCUUGUCCAUUAUAGAGGAGAUGAAAAGAUUAAAAGUUUUAUCUGGGAUCUUAUUACACCGACUGAGAAUGGGCAGACUCGAGAAUUACAGAAUCACUUAGGUUUGUCAGCCCCCGUCCCCAGGGGCAGAAAAGGAAAGAAAGUUAAGACCCAAACAAGCACAUUUGAUAUACAUAAAGCCGAGUGGCUUCGCAAGUACAAUCCGGAACAUUUGUUGCAAGAUGAUGGGUAUAAAAAGCACAUAAAACACCACUGUAAUAAGGUUUUACUUCGAGUUAGAAUGCUAUAUUACUUGAAGCAAGAAGUCAUUGGUAAUGAAUUCCAGAAAGUUUUUGAAGGAGUUGAUUCCAGUGAAAUUGAUAUUUGGGUCCCGGAACCAGACCACUCUGAAGUGCCAGCUGAAUGGUGGGAUACAGAAGCAGAUAAAUCUCUGUUGAUAGGUGUUUUUAAACAUGGUUAUGAAAAAUACAACACAAUUAGAGCCGAUGCUGCCCUUUGCUUUUUGGAAAGAGUGGGGAAACCAGAUGAUAAGGCCGUGGCUGCAGAGCAGAGAGCAAAUGAUUAUAUGGACGGGGACGUAGAAGACCCAGAAUACAAACCAGCCCCAGCCUUGUUUAAAGAUGAUAUGGAGGAUGAUGCCUCAUCGCCUGGGGAUCUUGUAAUAGGAGAUGGAGAUGGUCAGAUGAUUGAGGGAGACAAGCUUUACUGGCCAACGCAGUCUGCCUUAACAACACGGUUGCGUCGUCUCAUAACAGCAUAUCAGCGUACCAGUAAGAGCAGGCAAUGCCAGCCAAUUCAAGCACCAUUUUCUGUCCAGGCUUGCGUGAUGCCAUCUGCCUUUGAAGAAACUGUUUUAAAUCCAAAAGUGGCUGCCAAAAUUGAAAGGCAGCAAAGGUGGACAAGAAGAGAAGAAGCUGAUUUCUACAGAGUGGUGUCUACUUUUGGCGUAGUAUUUGAUCCAGGCAGAGCCCAGUUUGACUGGACAAAAUUCCGAGCGAUGGCGAGGCUGCAUAAAAAAACGGACGAAAGUUUAGAGAAAUAUCUGUAUGCGUUCAUGGCCAUGUGCAGGAGAGUCUGUCGCCUACCUUCAAAAGAUGACUUUGUGGAUUCAAACCUUUUCAUCCAGCCAAUCACAGAAGAGCGUGCAUCUCGAACCUUAUAUCGUAUCGAGCUCCUCAGAAAGGUACGAGAGCAAGCUGUCCGUCAUCCUCAGCUCUGUGAGCGAUUAAAACUUUGUCAGCCAAAUCCAGACUUGCCCGUUUGGUGGGAAUGUGGGACCCAUGAUUGGGAUUUGUUGGUUGGUGCCGCGAAACACGGAGUUAGCAGGACAGAUUACCACAUCCUCCGCGAUCCUGAACUCUCCUUUAUGUCAGCUCAGAGGAACUACAGUCACAGCAAAGCGGCCCUUCCAAGGACUUCUACUCCUCUCUUGCAACAGUACCAGAUGGCGCUGUCAGCCUCUCCUCUCAUGCCUCAAGCCAGGCUGCCAGACGCCAAGGGGAACGUGUUGGAGGACACAAAACCUAAGGACGAAAACCACAAGGAACCUCAUUCUUCAGACGAAGAGCCCAUGUCUACUGAAAACGUGCAGUUGGGAGUGAAGGCAGAGCCGUCGAGCCCGAAGAGUGGCUCACCCUCACAUGCUGCAGACCCCAAGCCUGUUCCGAAGGCAGAGCACGACAGGCGCAUGGUGGCAGCGAGGACCGAACCCUUAACGCUAAAUGCUGCCUCCAAAAAGCCGAGAUCUGAAAAGAGAGGAUCAGACUCUAGCUCUGAUUCAGACUCCGAUUCAGAGAGAUCGUCCUGUUCUUCCAGAUCAUCUUCAUCUUCAUCGUCGUCUUCUUCCUCUUGCUCUCGUUCCAGAUCAGGGUCCAGCUCUUCAUCUUCUUCAUCUUGUUCUUCAGCAUCGUCGUCCUCCUCUUCCUCUUCUUCCUCGUCUUCCUCUUCCUCUUCUUCCUCUUCGUCGGAAGAGAGUGACAGUGAUGAAGAAGAGGCACAAAAGAGACGGGAAGGAACGCCUCACUUGAAAGCAUACGAUGAAGAAAGUGUGGCUUCUAUAAGCACCAUGCAAGAUGAAACCCAGGACAGUUUCCAAAUGAAUAAUGGAACACCAAAUUCUAAUUGUAUCUUACACGGUGGAUAUAUGUUAGCUGCUUCCUACUGGCCCAAGGAUCGGGUAAUGAUUAACCGCCUGGAUAGCAUUUGCCAAACGGUCCUGAAAGGCAAAUGGCCUUUGGCAAGGAGGAAUUACGAGAGCAAUCCCGUGGCUUCCUUCUACACCACCAAGCUUCUGGACAGCCCAGGUGCCGCUGCAGAUUACAGCGAGCCCGGCCUCCCGACUCCCCCGAGCGCAGACGUUAAAGAAGAAAGCGACCAGUCAGCACAGAUGUCAAAGGUGAAGAAGCAUGUGCAGGAAAAGGAGUUUACAGUGAAAAUCAAUGACGAAGGUGGUUUGAAAUUGAUUUUUCAGAAGCAGGGCCUUUGCCAAAAAAGGCCAUUUGAAAGCGAAGAUGGCCUGUUAGGGCAGCAACAGUACCUCGCCAGGCUACAUGAGCUCCAGAAUGCUUCGGAGACCAGCCUUGCCAAUUUCCCAAAGUCUUUGCCAGAGUCGGGAACCUCUAAGCAGUCGAACGCUUGUGCAAAUGGAGUAAUUAACAGCGAUCAGCCAGCCGUGAAAAAGAGGAGAGGAAGAAGAAAAAAUGUGGAAGGAGUUGAUAUCUUAUUUUUAAAUAGAAACAAAACACCUAACCACGUUUGUCACAGUGUUAAUACCCCUCAGGUUGGUCUAGGCAUAAUGCCCCCUCUUCCGUUUGCACCAUCGCAAGGCCUGUGUGAUGUGGAAAGCCCUGUUCCAGUUAUUAAUUUAAAAGAUGGCACAAGGCUGGCGGGCGACGAUGCCCCUAAGAGAAAAGAUUUGGAAAAAUGGCUCAAUGAACAUCCUGACUAUGUCGAAGAUUUAGGAGCCUUUAUCCCCAAAAUGCAGCUUCACGAAGGAAGACCAAAACAAAAAAGGCACCGUUGCCGCAACCCUAAUAAGCUGGACAUCAAUAGCCUUACUGGGGAAGAACGUGUUCAGCUGAUAAAUAGAAGAAAUGCUAGAAAGGUAGGUGGUGCCUUCGCUCCUCCUCUGAAAGACCUCUGCAGAUUCCUAAAGGAAAAUUCCGAAUAUGGUGUAGCUCCUGAAUGGGCAGAUGUUGUUAAGCAGUCGGGGUUUCUUCCAGAAAGCAUGUUCGACCGCAUUCUCACAGGACCUGUCGUUCGAGAAGAAGUCAGCAGGAGAGGAAGACGGCCUAAAAGUGAGAUUGCCAAGGCCACGGCUUCGGCAACGUCAGCAGCCAAUGUUCCAGUCACCCCUUUGCUGACCAACGGGCUACUCCCAGGGGUGGAUCUCUCAGCCUUGCAGGCCUUACAGCAAAACCUGCAAAACUUUCAGUCGUUACAGGUGACCACGGGUUUAAUGGGAAUAUCUGCCGGUCUGAACACGGCGGGCGACGCAAAAAACAUGGCCGCCGUCUUUCCCAUGUUACUUUCAGGAAUGGCUGGUUUACCAAAUUUGCUCGGCAUGCGAGGACUCCUAACCAAGUCUACUGAACCUGCUUGCGAGGAGAAGAAAGGGCAGGACUCUAGAGAGCUGGACGGAAAGCAAGAGAGGACAGAAAGCUCCCGUGCACAUAAUGGUGGAGAAAACUCCGUCUCGGGUUCUCCUUCGACCUCCUCGGCAGCCAGCACCACGGCCAGCUCCUUGGCUCUUAACCCUUUACUCUUGUCCAAUAUACUUUACCCAGGAAUGCUUCUCACGCCAGGCCUUAAUCUCCAUAUCCCAGCUUUGUCCCAGUCGAAUAUUUUUGAUGUACAGAACAGUGAAAAUCAUGGCACAGGCUUCACCAAGCCUCUGGGAGAGAGGGAAGAAAAUUCCAGGGUUCCAGAUGAAGAAGGCGGCAAGGGGGAAACCGAGCCGAGCUCUCGCACCGGAAACAGCACAGACGAAGCUUCGGAGAAGGCAGACGCGUCUUCUGGCUGUGACAGUACGUCCUCCUCCUCGGACGAUUCAGACUCCAGCGAUGAAGACUGAUUCUCCCCCAUCACCCCACACCAUCCCCAGGCUCUGCACUUAAAUUAUAAACUGGUUUUCAAGUUGUUCUUUCAUUAUUUUGUUGUAAAUAACACAGUGUUGCGUGAGUGCAUCAGUAAUUUACUGACCGGAACAUUUCAGUAUUGUUUAGAAGUGCAAACUGCUUUCAAAAAAAAACAAAACA
Molecule: messenger RNA, 9254 nt
Organism: Notechis scutatus (mainland tiger snake)
Lineage: Eukaryota; Metazoa; Chordata; Lepidosauria; Squamata; Elapidae
Gene: CHD9
Product: chromodomain helicase DNA binding protein 9
Molecular function (GO): protein binding; ATP binding
Source: RefSeq, a predicted model, not a curated record